Molecule: messenger RNA, 1617 nt
Organism: Coffea arabica (coffee)
Lineage: Eukaryota; Viridiplantae; Streptophyta; Magnoliopsida; Gentianales; Rubiaceae
Product: putative F-box/LRR-repeat protein At3g18150
Molecular function (GO): protein binding
Source: RefSeq, a predicted model, not a curated record
CAAGUCACACCUAGUAGAUUCCGAGUCAAAAUUUUUCUUGGAACUGCUUAAUUCAUGGCUUUGAUCUUUUAGAUUGAGCUUGAUGUUUAAUGAAUCUACAAACUGCGUCUCGCGAACAUGGGUUGUCUACAGGAUUGGAUUAGUCAGUUGCCAGAUGAUGUGCUCAUGAUCAUUCUGUCAAGCUUGCUGAUGAGAGAGGCAGCUAGAACACGUGUCCUUUCUCAUAGAUGGAGGAAACUGUGGAAACAUUUCACCGGUAGUUUGGACUUUGAUGCUUCAGACACUCUAAGGCUCAUUGCCCAUUUGGAAGUAGACCGCGUAACCGAAGCACGAAGGUAUCGAGACUGGGUAGAUCAAGUGGUGGUUUCACACGAGGGUUCAUCAUUCAAAGGAUUAAGAAUUGCUUUCGUGUUGGGCAAGUCUAAUGUAGCUGCUCUGAAUAAAUGGCUCUACUUGGCCAUUGUGAAAAGGGUUCAAAGACUUGAACUGGAUUUGUCUUCGGCUGACGGAGGUGUCGGCUGCACUGAUAGUUCUUUCACCUUCCCAUCUUGGUUAUUGCAUCUUAACUUUCUUGACUUUACGAGCUUCGACAGGCUAACUUCCUUGUGCUUGAAAUCUAUUUCCAUUACUGAAGAUGAUCUUGCAUACUUCUUAUCGAAGUGUUCAUUGCUCGAGCAAUUAACGGUGGAAAAUGCUGCAUAUUUGCACAAAGUCAGAGUUGCUGCUCGUCAAUCACUCAAGUUGAAGCACCUGGAGAUCAGAUACUGUUUGAAGUUGGAGGAUGUUGAGGUUUCAGCCAGGAGUGUUGCUUCAUUUAAAUGUGCUGGCCCCAUGAUUAACAUAAACGUUCCAGAAUUCUCUUCAAUUUCCCUUGCGGUUGAAUACUGUGAAAUGUUAUUUGUGAAGUUUCCUAGAAUCUGGUCUUUCUCAGGUCUCCAGCAACUAGAAUUGAAAUUGAAUCUGAGGAUGAUGGAACCUUCAAGAAGCAUGAGUUUUCCGAAAGAUAUUCCAGAGUUAAGUGAACUCAAGCAGUUGGAGUUGAAGUUUAGAGUACCUGCAGAUCACAGUAUUCUCUUCUUGAGCUCGAUAAUACGUGCAUCUCCUCGCCUGCUCAAGUUAAUAUUGAAGUGUAGGGUUGAAUGGUUUUGGCCACUGGAAACUGAGACUUUGAGAUCGUUGGAAGACUGUGAAAAAGGAGUGGAAGGAGCAAGCUGGGGAAAAUCGUCAUCAGAGCCUCAAGGAGAUCGAAUUCGUUGGUUGGAUUGGACUGGAGAAGACUGAUGCCCAAUUCGCCCAUUAUUUGAUGGAUAGUGCCAUUUCACUUGAGAAGUUGAUUCUUGAUUUCACAAGUCCAUGCUUUGAUAGGAGGAAAAUGGCAUUUCUGGGAGACACCUUGUAUUCGGAGGAGUAGGGAAGAUGUUUUAUCAAGUGCACUGCAGCUUGAGACAAAACUACCCCCUACGGCCAAGUUGAUCAUAUGCUUUGAAUCAUCAACAAGACAAGAGUAUUAAUACUAGCUUCGAUUUAUUGGACCUGAAAUAGUUAUUUAUAGUUUAUUAUUUGAUUGUUUCAAAAACUUGUGGGUUCAUAAAUUUGUUGUCGAUCACUUAAUGCUCA